Mus musculus (house mouse) is the source of this 2523-nucleotide messenger RNA. It is a transcript of the gene Fuca1, whose product is annotated as fucosidase, alpha-L- 1, tissue. Gene Ontology annotation, biological process: carbohydrate metabolic process; fucose metabolic process; glycoside catabolic process. The record is from RefSeq and is marked validated. The coding region runs from base 79 to 1437 and encodes 452 amino acids. Gene Ontology annotation, molecular function: fucosidase activity; alpha-L-fucosidase activity. Gene Ontology annotation, cellular component: lysosome. Lineage: Eukaryota; Metazoa; Chordata; Mammalia; Rodentia; Muridae. The transcript is spliced from 8 exons.
GUGUUAAGAGGGGGGCGGUGCGGGCCCGGAAGCAAGGAUGUAGGAGCUGAACUUGAGUGGUGGGCUGUGGACUCUGGGAUGCUGCUGCUGCUGCUGCUGCUGCUAGUGGCUGCGGCCCAGGCAGUGGCCCUGGCUCCGCGCCGCUUCACUCCGGACUGGCAGAGCUUGGACUCGCGGCCACUGCCGAGCUGGUUCGAUGAGGCCAAGUUCGGGGUGUUCGUGCACUGGGGGGUGUUCUCGGUGCCCGCCUGGGGCAGUGAAUGGUUCUGGUGGCACUGGCAGGGCGAUCGGAUGCCGGCCUACCAGCGCUUCAUGACAGAAAACUACCCGCCCGGCUUCAGCUACGCCGACUUCGCACCGCAGUUCACAGCGCGCUUCUUCCACCCGGAUCAGUGGGCCGAACUCUUUCAGGCUGCCGGGGCCAAGUACGUCGUCCUGACCACAAAGCAUCAUGAAGGCUUCACAAACUGGCCAAGCCCUGUGUCUUGGAACUGGAACUCGAAGGACGUGGGGCCCCACCGUGAUUUGGUCGGUGAGUUGGGAGCAGCUGUGCGGAAGAGGAACAUACGCUACGGCCUCUACCACUCGCUCUUGGAAUGGUUCCAUCCACUCUACCUACUUGAUAAGAAAAAUGGCUUCAAAACUCAGCAUUUCGUCAGGGCAAAAACAAUGCCAGAGCUGUAUGACCUUGUUAACAGCUACAAGCCUGACCUGAUCUGGUCCGACGGGGAGUGGGAGUGUCCUGACACGUACUGGAACUCCACCAGCUUCCUUGCUUGGCUCUACAACGAUAGCCCUGUCAAGGAUGAGGUGAUAGUGAAUGACCGGUGGGGCCAGAACUGCUCCUGUCAUCAUGGAGGGUACUACAACUGUCAAGACAAAUACAAGCCACAGAGCUUGCCAGACCACAAGUGGGAGAUGUGCACCAGCAUGGACAGAGCAUCCUGGGGCUAUCGAAAAGACAUGACCAUGUCGACCAUCGCCAAGGAAAAUGAAAUCAUCGAGGAAUUGGUUCAGACGGUAAGUUUGGGAGGCAACUAUCUUCUCAACAUUGGACCAACUAAAGAUGGUCUGAUCGUCCCCAUCUUCCAAGAAAGGCUUCUUGCUGUCGGCAAGUGGCUGCAGAUCAACGGGGAGGCCAUCUAUGCCUCCAAACCCUGGAGGGUGCAGUCGGAAAAGAACAAGACGGUUGUGUGGUACACUACUAAAAACGCAACUGUUUACGCCACUUUCCUGUACUGGCCAGAAAAUGGGAUCGUGAACCUCAAAUCCCCCAAAACGACCUCGGCCACAAAGAUAACAAUGCUAGGACUAGAAGGAGACCUGAGCUGGACCCAGGAUCCACUGGAGGGCGUCCUCAUCUCUCUGCCACAGUUGCCACCUACCGUUCUGCCGGUGGAGUUUGCGUGGACUCUGAAGCUGACAAAGGUGAACUGAUCAAAGGAGCUCAAGGACAGACUGCCUGGGGCGCUGCUUACCAUCCCUGCAAUAAAGUAGCUUCCCUUCCUUCCACCCAGUGGUCAAUCUCCCAAGCCGUUCUAAUGGAUGGGCGAGCCAUUGCUAGCAUUUCUGGUGGGCAGAGAGACCUGGCCAGCUCAGCUGAGUCACCCAUGCCUCCACUAGGGUGGAACUUCCCUCUCUUCUCUGAUGACCUACCUGAUAAUGAGCCAAGUCAUCCUCUUGCCUGUGGGAGCAGGUCAGAGAGGUCUGGCGAGCUCAACCCCCUCUGCCUUAUUGGUUGGUACCAGUCCCGCAGAGAUGGACCAGGUCCUGCCCUCCGGGCUUGCCAGGCUGUCAUGCCAAGCAAGCCAAACGCUCUGCCACUGAGCACGUCUUCAGAGAUAUCCCGUCCCUCGGGAUUCAGUUAUUCGUGGGUGCCAGGGGGACCGCAGACCUGUAAGGAUAUGGGAUUGGAAGAGAAAAGAGAAGCAGAUGACCAAGUAGAUUGUACCUAUCAAGGUCUCCAUUUAUUAUGCUGAGGUGCCUUGUUUUAUAGCAUACAUUGCAGGGAAUGGGGAGGGGUCGAGGGGGAAUUUUAACAAAGAACAAAAAAGUGGGCAUCUGCUCACAUGAGGUCCGAAGUCAGGCUCCAGGCGGCGGGCACUCUGCAUCUUAUAGAUCUAUGCGGAACAUAGAUCCUCCUUGACAGCCUUGGGGUGUCAGGCCGGGCUCAGGCGUAACUCAUGUCCUUGGAUGGCUUGGGAGUCAGGAAGAGACAGGGAAGAGGGGACUAUAAUUUAGCUUUUACAGCCUCAGGUGCCAGGAAGGGAAUAGGGAGGAGGGAGUGAUAACCAGCUCCUAGCAUGAGGCCAUUUGGCCUGUCAGGGAGAUUGUGAAGGGCUCGCUUUCUCACGGGAUGGUCUCUGACACAGAGAUACCAAUGAAAGAAGGCGAUGCUGCCUUGCCUUAAAAAAAAAAAAAAAAAAAAAAAAAAAAGAUGGAAGUAAAUUUGUAUGCCAAAUUAUUUCUACCACAAGCAUGUGAUAGGUUUCUUUCCCUAACUUAGGUUACAGCUUUAUACUC